CUUUAUUGUCCCGCAUGGCUGCUUGCAGCAGCGACACAUCAAAACAGAAUUAUCCAAUUAAUAAUGAAUUUUCUAUUCAAUUGAUCCGCCACCUUUAUUUUCUCAAUUAAUCAAUUAAAUAUUUAAGUUGUUAUCAAAAACUGUGGAAAACAUAAAAUAUAUUAUCUUAGAGCCCAAAUUUGACUUCAUCAAGUGUUUUGUUAUGCCGAACAGUCUAAACCAGGGGUGCUCACACUUUUUCAGCAUGCGAGCUACUUAUAAAAUGACAAAGUCCAAAAGAUCUGACUUUAACAGUUGGUCAAUUGUCAAAAAGCUUCUAAUUUAUUGACUAAAUUGCUCCCUUAUGUUUCCCUUUAACUCCCUUUAACUUGGAUUAUGGCUAACUGACGGCAACAAUAAAAAGGUUUUGUAGUGUCAACAACCAGUUGUGCCAAUAGAUUAACUAGUCGUAGUAAACAGUUGAUGCACAAGGAAACACACAGGACUCAGUUUGAGGACACCGAUAUGUAGGUGUCUGUUUGACUCCUGUUUAGAUGGACGGACUUAGUGUUACCCCAUACAAGACCAGGUUAGAUAUUGGGGAACGUCCCAUCAGGACUCGAUGAGUCAUGACGAGCUUAAUCUUGUAAAUCCACUCCCCGUGAUUAUGCUCCUUUAGGCAGAAGGACUGCAGGCCCUGCCAUGUCGACACUACAACGGCACUUCCUAAGCACCUGAUCAAGAGUCAAACCAAACACUACUGACACUUGCACUACAUUUAAUCAUCCUGUAAAAUGUUGUCUGGACAGGGAUGUUCUUUGCUGAACAAUGAAUGCAUGUACAGUGCAACAACAUGUAAUGUGGGUUGACUGGUUUUCACUGUUGCAUAUUGCAGAUGUAUAUCUGGCAUUUGGCAUCCUUUCAUCUUUUCACAUGCUGCUUAUUUUUGAAAUUAAAAUGUAAUGACCCUGACAUGACUCAAAAUUCAAGCUUUGAAACUAGUUUGAAAAAUGUAUUAAAAUAGCACUAAAGUGUAUCCUUAAAGCACUUCUCCCUUCUGCUUCCUUAUUAGGUCAAGGAGAGUGGAUCUAUUAAAUAGGCUAAGUGGAAUACUCUAUCUGACUGGACUUAGAGCCUCGUCUGACAGUAGCUUAGAUCCUAGUUGGCUUAAGACAGGGCCGGGAUGAUGACGUUGCUAAAGGAUCUGAAAAAUAGAUUAUAGAGUGUGAGUAUACUGUACGGUUGCAUGUGAUAGGUCAUACUGCUGAAGUUUGCAGAGCUGUUUAGUGGUUUCAGGGAGUUUCCCUAUCACACAGGAGGGCUAAUGGACACAUACUGCAGUUAUACAGGGCGCUCCAGAGGGAACACAGACAUAUGUAUCACUGCCUGUUGAUAAUCCUGCACAUAGUAGUUGUUAUCUAUCCUCAAGUCUUUGGCUUCAUUUCGUAAACAUGAUAAUGUUAUAAUUAAUGAUAUGUCAAAAAAUUUAUGUAGAAUUGACCGUAGAUGUGGACAAUUUUGUCAUAUAGAUUUGUGUCAUGAUAUGAGACUUAGCUAGAGCUACAAUCAACAAUUAUUUAUGGUAAUCAAUAUAAAAUGAAUUAAUUUCCUAAAACAUAAAGUAAUAUCGUUCUAUUUCAUUCUAUUUUCUGACAGUCUGAAACCCAAAUAUAUUCAGUUUACUAUCACAAAAGACAAAAACAAUCAGCAAAUUGCCACAAUUGAGAAGCUAUAACCCGUUUUGCAUAAUUGCCUAAACAUGUUUAAUCAGUUAUUAAAAGAAAAUAUUGAUCCAACUAUUUGACUAAAUAAACAAAUUGACCAUAAUAUUGUAUUAUUGAGUAGUUAAACACGGGCUGAUGACUCUGCUUGCCCUGCCAUCAAUUGAGCACUUUAACCGCAGCAAUGCAACAAUGCUUUCCUCCAAACAUGAUUGAUCUUGGAGCUGCUGUUCAUUAUGAAAGUAAACACAAUGAAUCUUACUUUUUGUUCAUUAUAUCCAUAUUUCUUCUAUCUGUUUUCACAUGUUCUUGUUUGUAAAUACCACAUCCUCUGAAUGUUAUCCCCAAAUGUCACAUCAUCAACAUUGAGGUAUUUGAUUAAACAUAAUGUGCUAUUUGUCCUUCUAAAGGUCCAAUAAAAUCCUCACUAUCUCACCAAGUGUCCCAUUUUUUAAUGCAAACUAAAUUGAACAGGGUUUGUUAUUCUGUCUGUUUUCCACUAUCUUGCAAUCAAUGUGUGUGUUUUCAGUGCUGAGACCCCCUGAGAGCUGAGACAAUUACACAGCACCACUGCAGGCAGUAUUGUGGCUCUGAGCAUGGAGCAACACAGUACCAUGACUAAUGACGAAAACGAGCACUCCCCCUCCAUCUUGCUUAGCUGAACAUAAGAUAAGGUUAACCAGAAUUGUGUACAUUUUCUGCAGCGGAGGCGGUGAGUAUGGUCAAUUUGAUAAAGUGAUCUGCCACAAUUCCUGACUGUAAACAGAGUAAAGGGUUGCAACCAACGUAUAAUCUGCAGAUUAUGUUCUUUAGUCUUAUUUGCUCUGUAAAACAUCAGAACAUUGUGGAAAAUGCCACUGAAAAAGAUUCUAGAGCCCAACGCUAACACCUUCAGGUUUCUUUUUUCACUAAAUAUCCAAUUUACUUGAAGACAAACUUUAAGACAAAGAAGAGAUGCAAAUUCUCCCAUUGGAGAAUGACAAUUCUUUUGGACUUCCUCCACCAACCACAUAGCAAACAAAAUAAAAAGGCUUAUCCAGUAUAAUCAGGAGUAUCUUAACUGAGCAUCUGUGAGUUGGAUUACUAUUUUGAAAUUGAUGGAGGAUAGUUCAGAAAGCUUGGGAAAGGCCAAGAAACUCAUUUAUUUCAAGGAGUGAACUAGCCUAGGAGUCGCUUGACGAAUGAUAGUGCGGGGAGAGAAUGAGGAAGGCAAAGUAGAUGUGGUCAUGUAACUUCCGGACCUUUUUGUUUUUCAGAUGAACAGCAAGCAGUGAGUGUGAGAAACCUUCAGAGGAUGCUCCUGGUCUGCGGGGCUCAGUGUUGAGGGAGGUACACGGAGCCAACUGGUGCCCACCAUGUCUCACCACCAGCACUACCAGCGAGGCCCUCACGGCCGCACCAUGAGCUCUGAGGAUAGGAGCUCUCCGCCAGUAAACAAGACCUCCACGCCGGUUCACAAGAGCGCCUCCUCCUCCUCCUCUUCCCAGCGCGACAGUCGGCAGGAGGCAGACAGCUGGGAAAUCAUUGAGGGGCUGAAAAUCGGCCAGAGCAACGUCCAGAGGCCUGAUAAACACGAGGGUUUCAUGUUGAAGAAGCGGAAAUGGCCCCUGAAAGGCUGGCACAAGCGUUUUUUUGUCCUGGACAAUGGUAUCCUGAAGUACUCCAAGUCCCCUCUUGAUAUCCAAAAAGGCAAACUUCAUGGUAGCAUCGACGUUGGCCUCUCGGUCAUGUCCAUCAAGAAGAGAGCCCGUCGCAUCGACCUGGACACUGAGGAGCACAUCUAUCACCUGAAGGUCAAAUCUCAAGACAUCUUUGAUGCCUGGGUGUCCAAGUUGCGUCAUCACCGGCUUUACCGGCAGAACGAGAUUGUGCGAUCUCCCCGGGAGGCCACCAUGCGAACGUUUCCUCCCCCAGCUGCCCAGGUGUCCCCCAAACCUGCCUCGAGUGUGGCGCGUGAAGCCCAGCAGGUCAAGCCGAGCAGUUUGCCGUGGCGGCCGGUGGCCCCCAGCAGCAUCAGCAACAGCAGCCUGCCCGCCUCCUACAGUAACGGCCAGAGCAAGGUGGUCGCGUGGCUGCAGGAAUCUGAGGAGAUGGACAAGUGCUCAGAGGAGCUUGCACGCUGUCAGUCCAAUCUGACUGAGCUGAGUCGGCUAUUGCAGAGUUUGGAGAUUCUCCAAAGGACACAGUCAGCACCCAACUUCACAGAGAUGCAGACCAAUUGUGUAGAAUUGUCAAAGAAAGAAAAGCGCUUGAACAGAAGAUGGAGAACAAAAAGUGUCGGCAAAGACGCAAAAUUCCAGCUUCAGGUCCCUCUGUCUGCCAGCAUGUCCCCCGUCCGUCUCCACUCAUCCAACCCCAACCUGUGUGCCGAGCUGGUGGACUUUCAACCCCCUGUCUCCCGCCUGACAGACGGUGUCGAGUGUGCCAGUGACUACAUUAAACUUCAGGAGGAAUUCUGCACAAUUGCCCAGAACGUCCACUCCCUGCUGAAGUCGGCCUUCAACACAGUCGCCAUAGAGAAAGAAAAGAUCAAACAGAUUCUGUCUGACCAGGAGCAGUCAGACCAAUCAGCCCAGAUCAACUCUCUCAGGAAGUCUCUGUCACAGGCCCUGUCCCAAAAUGCAGAACUUCGAACCCGACUCAAUCGCAUUCACUCUGAAUCUGUCCUGACUGAACGAGUUGUCAGUGUGAACAUCAUCUCCACGCCGGAUGAGACUGGAGAACAGAUGGGGAUCCCUCUGACUCAGCAGGCCUCUAAUGAGAGCCGACUUUCCAUGUCGGAGUCUGUCUCUGAGUUCUUUGAUGCCCAGGAAGUGCUUCUGUCCGCCAGCUCGUCAGAGAAUGAGGGCUCAGACGAUGAGUCAUAUGUCAGCGAUGUGAGCGAUAACAUUUCAGAGGACAACGCCAGUGUGACUGAUAACGUCUCCAGACAAAUGGCCAACGGAGACUUUGCUGGCAGUGCCUUCCGGAACGGCCGGCGAAGCUGCCUGCCGGCGCCGUGUCCCGACACCAGCAACAUUAACCUCUGGAACAUCUUGAGGAACAACAUCGGCAAGGACUUGUCCAAAGUGUCCAUGCCCGUGGAGCUCAACGAGCCCCUCAACACCUUGCAGCGUAUGUGUGAGGAGCUGGAGUACAGCGAGCUGCUGGACAAAGCCGCCGAGACCGAGGACCCCUUUGAGCGCAUGGUUGUCGUCGCUGCUUUCGCCGUCUCCGGCUACUCAUCCACUUACUACAGAGCAGGAAGUAAGCCAUUCAACCCGCUACUCGGAGAGAGUUAUGAAUGUAUUCGGGAAGACAAGGGCUUCUGUUUUUUCUCGGAACAGGUGAGCCACCAUCCUCCCAUCUCUGCCUGUCACUGUGAGUCGAAGAACUUCACCUUCUGGCAAGAUGUGAGAUGGAAAAACAAGUUCUGGGGGAAGUCGAUGGAGAUAUUACCAAUCGGGACUGUGAAUCUCGUGAUUCCCAGGUUUGGAGAUCAAUAUGAAUGGAACAAAGUCACCACCUGUGUGCACAACAUCCUCAGUGGACAGCGGUGGAUCGAACACUACGGGGAAAUCACCAUCAGAAACACGAAGAGCAGCGCUUGCCUCUGCAAACUUACUUUCGUGAAGGGAAACUACUGGAGUUCUAAUGUGAAUGAGGUUCAAGGAUUUGUGAUGGAUCAAGAAGGGAAAGUGAUCCACAGGCUUUUUGGGAAAUGGCACGAGGGCCUUUACUGUGGCGUCCCGCCCUCCGCCAAAUGCAUCUGGAGGCCAGGCUCGAUGCCGACAGAUUAUGAGCUGUACUACGGCUUCACCAGGUUUGCCAUUGAAUUGAAUGAACUUUGCCCCGUGUUGAAAGAUGUUCUGCCCCGAACAGACGCCCGAUUCAGGCCUGAUCAAAGGCAUCUGGAAGAGGGGAACUUAGUGAUGGCAACCUCAGGCAAGCAGCGCAUUGAGGACCUGCAGAGAGUCCGGAGGAAGUGGAACGAUGAGAACAACAUCAAACUGGAACCCCGCUUCUUCAAGAAAGUGUUUGAUGCCCAUCACAGGGAGAGGUGGGUCUCCAACAACACGUACUGGGAGCUUCGCAAAAACCCCGGCUUCAUCAAUAUUGAAUCUACGAUGAACCUGUGGUAGCACACGGAUUGCCAUGUCCAUCUUACCUUUAUCGCAGGACAGGACGGCUGUUGCCUAUGCACAAUAAGGUGUGAAAAGAAACAUGUUACGAUAAACAUCCGCGUGCAGGGAAACGAGCGACGACGGCCCGAUGCCCGGCUACCCUGCCGAGGUUCUGUGGCACUGCCACGCGGUCAUCCAUCCAUGGAAACAUCCUGUAGGAUCACCUUCAUUGUGCUUGUGGAAGCUGGGUUGUCAGGGCAACAAUCAUACCACUCCUAUGUAGAUCUUUCCGCCGCUCCUUUGACUUCCGAGUAUGUCCUUGCCUUAAAAAGACACCCGUACAAGUCACAUGAUUUAGCACUUUUUUGUUGAAGCCAUUUGAUUUCUGACAGCAGUUUUGGGGUAGACUAGUCUAUGAAGUAGACCUUUUGAUUACCUACGAUAUCUAUUUGCAUGUUUAGAGCAGCUUUCACUGGCAUAAAGCCGCAUUUACUUCAUCAUCAAUCAUGGUAGAACAAAGGUAUUUUUAUAAAAUAUCUUGGACUCAGAAUUUAGUGAAAUAGCAUUAUGUGAAUUGGCAGAUUUUUAUUUAUUUUUGCCUUUUUAAUACUGUUGAAUCUCUGUGAUAGCAGUACUUUCUCUCGGGAAACAACUAAUUAAAAAUAUAUCUCAACUGCGGCAGUCAGGGCGGCGCUCUAAGCUGAUCAGUGUGGAAGGAGAAGUUGGGAUCCAAAUGUAAAUCCCAUCCCAGCGCGUUGGACGUGUGAUGCAGGAGACAACUACAACUUUCAAUGUUUUCUUUGAAGCGGUCCACACAGAUCUCUCAUGGAGUCCAGUUUGGCCUCAGUGGAGAUUCUGUGUAAAUAGAGGGCCAACCUCCCCAGCCCCACUGGCUAAGUUUAAACAUUGUUACAUGAAACCACCUCCUUUGUAUCACAUGGUUACAUAAAUACACACAGAGCUCCCUCCAUAAAUAGCAGACCAUUUAUAAAGGACAUAAAACACUUCUAUAAAUCAAAGGUCAGAUGAUGUGUACAGGUUGUAAAGCCCUCAGACACUUUAUAUGUAAACUUGACAGUGAAACAUGAGGAAAACAUAUUUUGUAUUGAAACAAAUGUAAUAAAUGUAAAUUAUUGUUCUGAAUAACCAAAAAUUGAAAAUGAGAUGAAACAAAACAAAGAAACUAUUACCAUCAACUGUUUGGUAUUUUUGGUAUUUUCCUUGAUCGAAUACCUACUUUUUAAUCAGUCAUAAAAAAUAUAUUUAUUAAUUAAUUCAUUAGUUCAUUAUGUCAGCACUCCCGAAACUCAUUCAGCCAAAGAUAUAAAGUUACUCCAAUAUAAAAACAUCAGAGCCACCUACAGGUCACGCCAUGAAAAUGCCGUAUCAGUAUUCUGGAGAUCAAAAAUACAAAUAUUCCCUGAAAUGUUUAAAGCCAAACAAGUUUAUACAGUAACAACUUUACAGUUCAAUCAUUAAAAUGUGUGUGAUUCCCCAGAGACCGUACUGCUACUUCCUGGGCUCCUGCACAGCACCAGUUACCUAUUUGCCGUUUGUGUAUUUAUUGCGAAGCAGAUUAGUUUAAAUGUUUUAACUACUGUCCCCCUUUUGCGUUACGGAGUUAGAAAAUCUGAUUUAAAUCUAACCACAUUGUCCACACCUUGUGUAUGAACACAUUUGAGUUGAUUCCCCUCAUACAGGACCGCCGGGGAGGACACCGGAGGAAGGAAAAGAGGGAAUAUAAAUCUGUGGAAUGAAAACUAUGUGGAGCAAAUCCAUGGUGUGUGUGUUCAUCUGGUGUAGAUCACAAACCAAAAAGGUCGAACUGCUUUGCAUCCACACCUUUUAUUUUGUUAUGUACUUAAUGUGAUUUUAAUUUAAUCCCGAUCACUCAAUGCUAGAAGUUGUCAGCGUCGGUUUCACUUGCUGUGCCUUAAAGCAUUUAUUAAUGCCUCACACACACACACACACUACUGAGAAUAAUCCCCAUGCAGAGAAGGUAUGCCAUCAACAAACAUGAUCCGGUCUCCACCUGCUUCUGAUGCAUUGUACCCAGAGCGUUGAGGGCUUAGCUGGAGGCAACAUGUCUCGUCUGGUCCUAUCGGGAGACGGGGCGACUAAAAUGCUGGCAGAUAGUCUGCACUGCUCUGCUCCUCCGACAUGUAACCAAUAGGUUAUCACUGUAAAUACAGCACAUUUAGGAGAUGGGUCACUUCCUCUUUCCUCUUUCAUCAGUGAUUUUUGUUGUUGACGAGACUGAAUCCCAACUGUUGUGUGAAGAGGUCACAGCAAUGCUUUGCGUCGUGUUUUGUGUCAGUCUGACUAAAAUGAAAAAAAUAAUAAUGAAAUCCUCUUCAUGCUUUCUUCAUCCACUGUUGCACCUGCAUGUCUAGACAACUUAGCCUGCCAAUGAAUAUUGCAGAUGCCUUACCAAAAAAAAAAGAACUAUGUUUUGGUUUAAUUGGACUUUUUGUUUUGCUUUGGACUGACAUGUGACCCAAAGCAGUGUCGGCUCAGUUUCUUUCAAAUCUAUUUCCUGAUGGGUACCUUCUAAAGUGCAAUUUUAACAAAGUACAUAUCUUUCCAUGAACACUGUACACUGCUGCUACAUAGUGCUUGUUCUAAUAAAACUCAACGGAU
Molecule: messenger RNA, 8443 nt
Organism: Pseudoliparis swirei
Lineage: Eukaryota; Metazoa; Chordata; Actinopteri; Perciformes; Liparidae
Gene: osbpl6
Product: oxysterol binding protein-like 6
Exons: 22
Coding region: 3056-5821 (921 amino acids)
Cellular component (GO): plasma membrane; cytosol; perinuclear endoplasmic reticulum
Molecular function (GO): cholesterol binding
Source: RefSeq, a predicted model, not a curated record